Messenger RNA from Rotaria sp. Silwood1, 1617 nucleotides. The record is from the annotation of a GenBank genome assembly. Lineage: Eukaryota; Metazoa; Rotifera; Eurotatoria; Philodinida; Philodinidae.
AUGUAUUAUUUUCUCUUGUUUAAUAUUCUUACUAUUAUUCUCCAAAUCAUAGGUUGCUUUGGUGUUCAUCCUGGUGAUCCUUUUCCAAUCGGUCGACAUAAAUUGAAAAUUCUUACAUCGGAAGAUUUAAUCAAUAUUAAUGAGAUAGGAAGAGAUCCAACUGAUGAUGAAACUCCAUUACGUUCAGUAUCAUUAGCUGAUCCAUUUGAUUCUAUAAAUGAGGAAGAAAAUUUUAUAGAAUAUAUCAUAUCAACAUCUACAAAAUCGACAUCAACAAUAAACACUCAUAAGAGUGAUGUUGAAAGACAAAAUCUUGACAAAAAAUUAUCACAAUCAAGUACAAAACCUACAUCUUUUCUCAAAUCUGAUGAUAAUGAUAUUGAUAAAAAUAAAAAUUUGGAUAAAAAAUUAAUAUUAUCACAAGAAUCAUCAACUUUAUCAUCAAUAAAAUCAUUUAGUAAAACGAAUUUAAUUAAAAUUGGUCGAUGGAAAUAUAUAGAUCCACAAACAAAAGAUACUCGUUAUUGGUAUGAACCUGAAGGUGGUCGUAUGGGUUUUGGAUGGACAUUUGAUGGAUUUAUAUUUCAAGCUUAUAAUAAAUCAGAAUCAAAUACUGAACCAGUCUAUGCAUUUCAUUCAGAAAUUCGAACUAUUUGGACAAAUACAAUACAAAUAGAUCCAAAACCACCUAUUAUUGGUUAUGAACAAUGGAUACCAGAUGGUGUUUCAUUCUAUGCAUUUAAAACAUCAAUGAACUCAAGUGAACUUCAACCUGUUGUACGUUAUUGGAAUAAAUUAAAACCAGGUACAACAGAUGCAACUGAAACACGUAUAUCAUAUCUUAUUAUACAAACAGAAAAUCAUGGUGCAUUCAGUUCUACACCUGGUGAUCCAUUUCCAAUUGAUAUUGAUAAUAAUUCUGAUUCGUCUUUUUCAUUGGAUUCAAAAUACAUUUCUAAUAAAACAAUAUUGUUAACUGUAAAUUUAUCAUCGAUCGAAUCGAAAUCAAUUGAAAAAUAUCUUUCAGAAAAUGAAUCAUCUUCAAUUGAUACGAAUAAAACAAUUAUUGAUGAAAAUACAAAUAGUCAAUUUCUACUUUCAUCCACUGAAAAACCUGUACAAGAAAUUUUACCUAUUUAUAAAAAAUAUUUAGUUCAAAUUGCACAAUGGAAAUAUACUGAUCCUAAAACUGAACAAACUCGUUAUUGGUAUCAUACUGCUGGUAGUACUAUGGGUGAUGGUUGGAUACUAGAUAGCAUUCUUUGUCAAGCAUAUAUUCGACAAAAACCUGAUACUAUACCAAUUUAUGGUUUUCAUUCAGAAACAAAAGGUAUUUGGACUAAUACAUUACAAAUAGAUUCUACACUAUUACCAAUUGGCAAUAAUCAAUGGAAAUAUGAUGGUACAAUUUUUUAUGCAUAUAAAACAUCAAUGAAUUCAAGUUUAUUAAAACCUGUAUGGAGAUAUUGGAAUAGAAUAAAUUAUGGUACAGAAGAUGUUAGUGAACCACGUCGAUCAUAUCUUCGAAUGGGUGAUAUUAUAGAUGAUGAUUUACCAGGAUGGAGAUUAGAACACAUACUUUUUUAUGCUUUUCCACCUGAUAUAAAUGUUAAUUAA